This is a messenger RNA of Erinaceus europaeus (western European hedgehog), 1175 nucleotides long. It is a transcript of the gene LACTB2, whose product is annotated as lactamase beta 2. Bases 72 to 938 code for a protein of 288 amino acids. The record is from RefSeq and is a predicted model, not a curated record. Gene Ontology annotation, molecular function: single-stranded RNA binding; RNA endonuclease activity. Lineage: Eukaryota; Metazoa; Chordata; Mammalia; Eulipotyphla; Erinaceidae. Gene Ontology annotation, cellular component: mitochondrial matrix. The transcript is spliced from 7 exons.
CCCGGCCUUGUUUCUGGUUCCGCGCUGCGGGCGCCCAGGACGCUACUCUCCUGCGGGCGGCGGAUGAGGACAUGGCUGCCGUUUUGCAGCGCAUUGAGAAGCUGUCCAGUCGAGUGGUGCGCGUCCUAGGCUGUAACCCGGGGCCCAUGACCCUGCAGGGCACCAACACCUACCUGGUGGGGACCGGCCCCAGGAGAAUCCUCAUUGAUACUGGGGAACCAGAAAUUCCUGAAUAUAUCAACUGUUUAAAGCAGGCUCUGGCUGAAUUUAAUACAACAAUCCAGGAAAUCCUAGUGACUCAUUGGCACCGAGAUCAUACUGGAGGCAUAGGAAAUAUUUGUAAAAGCAUCGAAAAUGACACCAAAUAUCACAUUAAGAAACUCCCACGGAAUCCUGAAAGAGAAGAAAUUAUAGAAAAUGGAGAGCAGCAGUAUAUAUAUCUGAGAGAUGGAGAUGUAAUUAAGACUGAGGGUGCCACUCUAAGAGUUAUAUACACACCUGGCCAUACUGAUGAUCAUAUGGCUCUAUUUUUAGAAGAGGAAAAUGCUGUCUUUUCUGGAGAUUGCAUCCUUGGGGAAGGAACAACUGUAUUUGAAGACCUCUAUGAGUACAUGAAUUCCCUAAAACAGUUAUUGAAAGUCAAAGCCAGUAUUAUCUAUCCAGGACAUGGGCCAGUAGUCCAUAAUGCUGAAGCUAAAAUUCUACAAUACAUUGCUCACAGAAAUGCCCGAGAACAGCAAAUUCUUACAGUACUUCGUGAGAACUUUGAAAAAUCAUUUACAGUAACAGAGCUUGUAAAAAUUAUAUACAAGAAUACUCCUGAGAAUUUAUAUAAAGUGGCUGAAUAUAAUGUUUCACAUCACUUGAAAAAAUUAGAAAGAGAAGGCAAAAUAUUUUGCAACACAGAACCUGACAAGAAAUGGAAAGCUCAUCUUUAGAUUCAGAUUAAAGACUUUUUUGUUUUGUGUUUAGAAAAUAAUAUUGAUGAAUUAUUUUCAGAGAAUAUGUGUUGGAAAUAACCAUAGAAACUUUUAAAUAAUAUAUUUAUUCUACAACAUGUCAUUGCAUCUAUAAUACUGGGUAUUUAUAUAACAUUUCACAUAAAAAAUCAGAAUCUUAACACCUCACCCAUUAUCAACAAUGGUAAAAUGGUUACAAUAAAAGUAAUAAAAGUC